Messenger RNA from Brugia pahangi, 3153 nucleotides. NCBI's taxonomy places the organism in Eukaryota, Metazoa, Nematoda, Chromadorea, Rhabditida, Onchocercidae. The record is from the annotation of a GenBank genome assembly.
AUGUCUGAAGAUAGCAAAAAUCCACGCAAGAUACGCGUAAAGGGACGAGCAGAAGAGGAAAAUGAUGAUUCCACUCGUGAAAGAACUAAACGUGAAAUCAGUGUCUCAGCAAAUGAAACAACAGUCGAAUCAGGUGAUGCCGGAAGAAGAACAAGACGAAGACCAUUUCCCGUUGUUCAAGAAGUUUUACGAAACCAGUCUGAAAUUGGAGAGGCAUGUUGCGAGUCCGAGCAGCCUAUACGUUCGAGUAAACGUUUAAAAAAAUCUGGGUUCAGUUCUGCUGAUGAAGUUUCGAAAACACGGAUUAUGCAUCAAGAGAAAGUUGGACAUAAUUAUGAGGAUGAUGCAGUAGAUGUUGUCACCAGUAACGAUGAUUCAUUGGCAGAACUUGAUGUUGGAUCGUCUGUUAAAAAAAUAACGAGUGAAUUUGGAAACCAUCGAAAGGACGAAUUAGGAGAAGGUUUCCAACAGUAUGUCUUAAAUCAAGCCCAGAAAGGUAUUUCGCCAACAAGACGUGAUAUAUUCGUUGAUGAUGAUAUCCGUUAUGGAUACGACGGACCAACUGGUAGUAGCACUUCGAGUAUGUUGAGAUUGGACCGAAAACCUAUGCCGGCAACUGCACCUCUACUGACAACUGAACGAACACAUAUUCGAGUUGCAAAACGUAAACAUGAUGAAACGGCUAAACACAGGGAAAGAAGAUUACAAGAACGAGAAUUGUUUCAGAGAGAUGCACGAGGCAGAAAUGCUAGAACGAAUCGAUAUUAUUACGAAGAAGAAAAGCCAAUACUGGAUGACGUUGAUGAUGUUAUGUAUGCUGAGAUUGGUCUUGGUGACAAUGAUUUUAUCGAGACUAGUUUCGAAGAAGAGGAGCUGAUAUAUGACGAUGAUCUUGUGACUGCAGGUGCUGCUGAAGAAGGGAGUAACUGUGAUAGUACUAUGGGUGCAGAACGCAUGCGAAGCCAACCUAUUCAGGAAACACAGCAAGCAGGUCGUGCAAUACCAAAGCAAGAGAGUGUGAUCGAACAGGUUAAUGAUGGUAUCGAAUCCAACGAUGAUGAAGCGCCACCAGAAUUAGAACCUCAAAGUCCUGCUCUGCAGAAAGUUGUACAGCGUUCAAGUGCGAAUAAACAUGAUGAUGUAACGAAUUUUACUGAUGGCGUGGGUGAGAUGCAAGUUAUCUGUGUUCAAACACCAAACGGAACGGAACAAUUCAUACAGCUUGCUCCUGGGCAAACUCUUGAUGACGAAAACGCCCUAUUCAUGAGCGAAGGUGAUAAUGUUGAAGCGAACAUACGCCAUGAUCUCCGAGCGGUUGAAUUUAGUUUUUUGGAUUCAAAAAAUAUAUGUUGCGGCUUAUGUGGUGAAAUUGUUUUGUAUGACUUGCUGCUCAGUUCCCAUAUUCCACAACAUCAUCCUGAAGUAUUAGAAGAAGGCGUAACGGCAUUCGAGGAUGUUCCAUAUGAAACUUGGUUAAGAGAAAAGUUAAAUGAAGAGAAGCGACGCAUGGAAAAUAAUGUGUGCAACAUUUAUGAUGAUCUUUCAUCUAGUCAUAAUUCCAAUCGUAUUUAUCGAAGCGUUUCUACGAUUCGUGUCAACCCAAACGAAAUGUCGCUUAAUCAGCUAAUAACAGCUUUGCGAAAAAAAAUGUUCGAAAAGUUAGGUCGCGCAGUACCCGUAACUCUGGUGGAUAAACAACACGCACGUUGUGGUAUUUGCAAUGCGGUAGUAUCUCUUAAUCGUAAAUUUGAAGUUGUGCAUCUAGUUCGACAUUUCAAUGCAUGGCAUCCAUCGAUUCAUCAGUGUGCUGGAAAGUGGAAACUUAGGAAGCCACAGCCAGGACUCGGGAAACCUUUAUCAAUUCAAGAUUUUGCUGUCAUCGAUACUUCACUUGAUCGUGGAGCGAAUUUACAAUGUAUUUGGUGUGGUAUGUUUAUGGCAGCUGAAGCACUGGCCAUGCAUUUUUCGGAAGUUCAUCCAGAAGAAGUUGAAGUGCCAAAAUGUAAUCUUUGUUUACAGGAGCUUGUUAUUAAUGCUCGUUUGUUGGAGAAAUAUGGUGAUGAAUUUGAUGUUUCAAUGCCAGAUGAACAUCGCAUUAGAUGUGGGAAAUAUGGUACAAUGCAUACAUCAGAAGCCCGUUUACAUGCUGCGAUAGAAAAGCGACUUAAACUCUGUGAAGAAGGAAAAAAUACAAAUGAUGUCGAAGAUGAUGAAAUGGAAGAAGAAAGGACUACAAAUUAUGUAAAUAGUCGAAUGACAUUCGGUCGUCGAAGUAAACCAAAACGUCAGUUUAUAAUGCCAGCGUUACGACAGGCAGCGCCAGUAAACAGCCGAUAUGUGGAAGCAGUAAACGAUUGUCAUUGGAAAUGUAAGAUGUGUAACGGAGAUAUUUUAGCAGCUGUGAUAAGUGCUGGAGCAAUACGUCACUUCCGAACUGAGCAUCCACAUCAUCUACAUAGCAUGCAGUAUGAAUUAUGCAAAACAAGAUUGGAAAGGAUUUCUGAUGGUUGCAUGGAAUUCAUCAAUCCGCAGUUAAUUGAAUGCUUAGUAUGCAACAUGACAUAUAUGCUACAUCGACCGUUUAAUAUGUGCCGAGCUAUUCGUCACCUUCGCUCCAAACACCCGGAUUUAAUGCCUGAAUUUGCUUCUACUACUGGCGAUUCGGGUAAUAGUACGCAACGCAAGCGAAUGGUUCGAGGUCAAGAGGAUUCUGAGGGUAUUAUUACUGAUCCAGCUACAAUUGCGACGCUCAAAGCGCAGUAUGGUGUUGAUUUCAAAAAAGUACAGGCGUUGAAAGGCGCAAAUGGUGAACCAGUUUAUGUACUGCUUGAUGAAGGUGAUGAGAUAGAUCCGGAAACUGCUAGUCAACUCGCUGCUUCUGUUGCAGCAGGAGAUUUUGAUCAGGCUAAGCCAGAAAUACGGCAUGCAAAAUCUAACGCUAGUUCUACUGCUACAACAACUGCUGCUGUCGAGACUUCUGGUAGAAAUGCUAUUACCGCUAAGGCUACAUCGGAUAAAAGUGCACGAGGUCAGCAAGCGAAACACUUUAAAUCUAAUCCAACAAAAAAUGUUGGGAGUUCAAAUUUUGAAACUGAAAUCGUGAACAAGAAACUUGAUGAAGCAACAGAACCGUUUAUUAUUGCUUCGGAUUGA